Molecule: messenger RNA, 681 nt
Organism: Dichomitus squalens LYAD-421 SS1
Lineage: Eukaryota; Fungi; Basidiomycota; Agaricomycetes; Polyporales; Polyporaceae
Exons: 9
Coding region: 1-681 (226 amino acids)
Source: RefSeq, a predicted model, not a curated record
AUGGCACCGACUGCCCUACCUAAUUCUUAUGCUGAAGCCUUGGCCAUCGGCAAGCAGUCCCGCGCAGGCGCUCUGGGGCUACUCAUCUAUGAUUAUUUACUUACUUUAGACCUCGAGGUCGACGUCCUUUGGAGACAGCGCAAACGCUCGCGACUGUGCUGGCUGUACUUCUUUAAUCGGCUCUUCCCCCUCAUCUGGCUGGUCCUAGAUCUUGAGCUUCCUGUCAUCUCUACCGACACAGGAUGCUACUACUCUGGCAUCUUCUCAAUUUCAGCGUUCUUCUGGCUCCCCGCCUUGUUAUACGAGCCACUUCUGUGCAUUCUCGUCGUGUGGAAGGCGUGGGGUGAGGACCGGCUAGACCGUUUCCGGCGCGACCGUAGGGAAUCUUCUCGCCAGAGCCAUCAUCUCACGAUUGACUCGGGACGGCUCGUGAAAGCUUUUGCUCAAGACAGUGUGGUUUACUUCAUUGGGGUCUUCAUUCAGCUCGCUCUCAGCACCAUCGUAUGGUCGCAUUAUAAUGGGUAUAUCAAUAUGGUCGUGCCAUGGUCCGGGGCGCUGCCCUCGAUCCUUGGUUCCCGCCUUUUCCUGCACAUGCGCGAGGCCAUGCUCUUCCCCCAGCGGUAUGGAGAUCUGUUGGGCGCAAGUACUUUGGGCAGAAUCAGCGUCCCGAGCACUGUGUAA